This is a messenger RNA of Camelus dromedarius (Arabian camel), 1211 nucleotides long. RefSeq names its product eukaryotic translation initiation factor 3 subunit G (gene EIF3G). The coding region runs from base 49 to 1110 and encodes 353 amino acids. Gene Ontology annotation, cellular component: eukaryotic translation initiation factor 3 complex; cytoplasm. NCBI's taxonomy places the organism in Eukaryota, Metazoa, Chordata, Mammalia, Artiodactyla, Camelidae. Gene Ontology annotation, molecular function: RNA binding; translation initiation factor activity. The record is from RefSeq and is a predicted model, not a curated record. The transcript has 12 exons.
ACUUCCUGUCUUUGGGCCAGGUUUGCCCUGCGUGGAGAAGAUCUUGCAAUGCCUACCGGAGACUUUGAUUCGAAGCCCAGUUGGGCCGACCAGGUGGAGGAGGAGGGAGAGGACGGCCCUGCCCCGCGCCAUCCGUUUCCGGGCCAGCCUGUCUCCAACUUCAGAUGUUCACUGGGGAGUCCCUCUUCCUUCCAUGCCACCGCCCGGGUCCUUGACAAAUGCGUCACCAGUGAGCUCCUCAAGGGCAUCCCUCUGGCCACCGGGGAUACCAGCCCAGAACCUGAGCUAGUGCCAGGAGCUCCACUGCCACCUCCUAAGGAGGUCAUCAAUGGAAACAUUAAGACUGUGACUGAGUAUAAGAUAGAUGAGGAUGGCAAGAAGUUUAAGAUUGUCCGCACCUUCAGAAUCGAGACCCGGAAGGCCUCAAAGGCUGUUGCAAGGAGGAAGAACUGGAAGAAGUUUGGGAACUCAGAGUUUGACCCGCCAGGGCCCAAUGUGGCCACCACCACAGUCAGCGAUGAUGUGUCCAUGACGUUCAUCACCAGCAAAGAGGAUCUGAACUGUCAGGAAGAGGAGGACCCAAUGAACAAGCUCAAGGGCCAGAAGAUUGUGUCCUGCCGAAUCUGCAAGGGCGACCACUGGACCACCCGCUGCCCCUACAAGGACACGCUGGGGCCCAUGCAGAAGGAGCUGGCCGAGCAGCUGGGCCUGUCCACUGGCGAGAAGGAGAAGCUGCCUGGAGAGCUGGAGCCCGUGCAGACCACUCAGAACAAGACGGGGAAGUAUGUACCUCCGAGCCUGCGGGAUGGGGCCAGCCGCCGCGGCGAGUCCAUGCAGCCCAAUCGCAGAGCCGAUGACAACGCCACCAUCCGCGUCACCAACCUGUCAGAGGACACUCGUGAGACAGACCUGCAGGAGCUCUUCCGGCCCUUUGGCUCCAUUUCCCGCAUCUACUUGGCAAAGGACAAGACCACUGGCCAGUCCAAGGGCUUUGCCUUCAUCAGCUUCCACCGCCGCGAGGAUGCUGCCCGCGCCAUUGCCGGGGUGUCGGGCUUUGGCUAUGACCACCUCAUCCUCAACGUCGAGUGGGCCAAGCCAUCAACCAACUAAACCAGCUGCCGCUGCUCGGCCCCCAACCCCGGGAUCCUUCAGUGACAGAAGGCAGCCUCUGGGAGCAGGGGGCUCCAAGGGCAAUAAAGAGUCUCCAGUCA